GCCUUUUCUCGCCUCCAGGCGGGACCGAACGCCUGCGACCAGCUUAGCCACGCCUCUGCGGCAGGGGCCGUCGCGGUGCAUUGUGGACGCCGUAGUUUCGCCGCUAAUGGUUGCACACAGCGUGAGUGAUGAGGUUCGCUGACUGGAAUAUAAGAGGCAGCAGAGGAUUCCUGCUCUGUCUCCUAGUCCUGGAACUUGCGAGAGAGGUUGGAUAUCCCCAUACCUUUGUUUAAUGGAGAGAACUCAACCAAGCUUCGUUGCUGCUAGCUCCCAAAGCAUUCGAUUUGUGAGAAGCUGAAAAUCGCCUUGUAGAAAGUUGCCCUUCGAUUCUCCGCCCCCAGCCACAAGCCUGCAGAAGUUGGGGCUUUUUGAACAUCUUUCUCACAAGCCUGCAGAAGUUGGGGCUUUUUGAACAUCUUUCUCACAAUCUAGUGCUGAUUUAACUGCAUAAUGACUUUCUAUUUCGCUGGUAUUCGAAGCUUUCCUAAGCUUUGGAAGAGCAACUCAUACCUUGGGCUAAGUUCAAGUCAUUCUUACCUCUCUCUCUUUCUCAAAGACUGUUAUGGCAUCAGGAAUCAAGAGAAGUGGUUUUCUGUUAAAACGAUGUCUGCACAAAAUACCAAAGCAAUGAACCUGCUGAUUGCCAAGGCCAGAUGUGUCAGGAAACUAGAUGAGGGUAGUAAUAAGCAAGUUUCUGCUGAUUCUUCUCACAUGUUUGCAGCUGGAGCAGCUAAGAAGAGAUCACAGAUGAAUCCUUCUAGUAAAACUCCUGUCUUGCCACCUGUGAAGAACAUUAUCCAGCUCCCAACAAAACCUUUGAACUCAGAUGAGUGGGAUAAACUUAAGGAAGAGUUCAAAGAAAAGGCUAACUUUGAAAAUUGGAUUAUUUUGCAGAUGGUUAAAUGCCAUAGCUCUCUAGAUGUGGCCAAAUCUGUGCUGGCCUGGGUAGCUGCAAAAAACAAUGGUAUUGUAGGUUAUGAUUUACUGGUCAAGUAUUUGUAUCUCUGUGUUUUUCAUAAGCAGACAUCAGAAAUUAUUGAUGUCUAUGAAAUCAUGAAAGCCAGAUACAAGCGUUUAGAAUCUGGAGCCUACACUCUUCUCAUGCGGGGAUUAAUCUAUACAGACAGAUGGAGAGAGGCCUUGCUCCUGUUAGAAGACCUCAAAAAAGUCAUGAUUCCUUCAAAAAAGAACUAUGAUGACUGUAUCCAGGGAGCCCUGUUUCAUCAAGAUGUAAAUGUAGCUUGGAAUUUGUAUCAGGAGUUGUUAAAUCAUGAUAUUGUUCCUAUGUUGGAAACUUUAAAAGCCUUCUUUGAUUUUGGAAAAGACAUGAAAGAUGAUCAGUAUUCAAACAAACUGCACAACAUUCUUUUGUAUUUAAGAAAUAAUCAACUUUAUCCUGGGGAGUCUUUUGCACACAGUAUAAAAACAUGGUUUGAGAGUAUUCCUGGAGAACAAUGGAAAGGACAGUUCACCACAAUCCAGCAAAGUGGUCAGUGUUUGGGCUGUGGAAAAACUAUAGAGUCUAUUCACCUGAGUUCGGAAGAGUAUGAAUUUCUCAAGGAAAAAAUCAUGAGGGAUGUGAUAGAUGGAGGUGACCAAUACAAAAAGACGACACCUCAGGCUGGCAGUGAAGACUGUGAGUUGGAGGCCAAAUUCUUGAUAAAUGUACAGGUUCCGGGAACAACACAGAUCACAGCUAAGAGGAGUCAGCAAACCAUGGCCCACAAAGACUAG
This is a messenger RNA of Budorcas taxicolor (takin), 1734 nucleotides long. RefSeq names its product mitochondrial ribonuclease P catalytic subunit-like. The record is from RefSeq and is a predicted model, not a curated record. Gene Ontology annotation, biological process: tRNA 5'-leader removal; mitochondrial tRNA 5'-end processing. Gene Ontology annotation, cellular component: mitochondrial ribonuclease P complex. The transcript has 5 exons. Lineage: Eukaryota; Metazoa; Chordata; Mammalia; Artiodactyla; Bovidae. Gene Ontology annotation, molecular function: ribonuclease P activity; protein binding. Bases 451 to 1734 code for a protein of 427 amino acids.